GGUUGGUUUCCUCCUUCUCCAGGAAGAAAAAUGGCAUCCAUUGCUGUAGCACCACAGCCGAAUAUAGUGACCAGGGUGGCCAACCUCCCCUUGCUCAGCUCCACAUAUGACAUCGUUUCCUCGGCUUACAUCACUACAAAGGAUCAGCAUCCAUACCUGAUAGUGUGUGAGAUUGCAGAGAAGGGUGUGAAGACCAUCACCUCAGUGGUUGUGAUAAGUGCUCUGCCCAUCAUCCAGAAGCAAGAGCCACAGAUUGCAGUUGCCAAUACCUAUGCUUGUAGGGGGCUAGACAAAAUUGAGAAAAAAUGUCCUAUUCUGAAUCAACCAACGAAUGAGGUUGUUGCCAGUGCCAAAGGUGCUGUGACUGGGGCAAAAGAUGCUGUGACAACUACUGUGACCAGCACAAUCACGGGGGUGAUGGAUAAGACUAAAGGAGUGAUGACUGAUGGUGUAAAUAAGUCCAAGUCUGUGUUCAAUGAUGGCAUCAACUCAGUUUUGGGAAGUCGGAUGAUGCAGCUGGUGAACAAUGGAGUAGAAAAUGCCCUAGCCCAGUCAGAACUGCUGGUAGACCAAUACCUCCCUCUCACUGAGGAAAAAUUAGAAAGAAAGAAAAUGGAAGGAUUUGAUACUGUUCAGAAGCCAAAUUAUUAUAUUAGACUGGGAUCCCUGUCUUCCAAGCUCCGCUCACGUGCCUACCAGCAGGCCCUUGGCAGGGUUAAGAAAGCUAAGCAGAAAAGCCAAGAAACCAUUUCUCAGCUCCACUUCACUGUAAAGGUGAUUGAGUUUGCCAGGAAGAAUGCACACAGUGCCAACCAGAAGCUCCACGGUGCUCAGGAUAAGCUCUAUCUGUCAUGGUUAGGGUGGAAGAAAAGCAUUGGUUAUGAUGAGACAGAUGAAUCCCAUUGUGCUGAGCACAUCGAAUCAUGUACUCUUGCUAUUGCCCGGAACCUGACACUUCAGCUGCGGACUACAUGUCACAUGCUCCUAACCAACGUCCAGGGUUUGCCACAGAACAUCCAAGAUCAGGCCAACCACUUGGCCGUGAUGGCUGAUGACCCAAACUCAGAAAAACAUUGA
Molecule: messenger RNA, 1077 nt
Organism: Suncus etruscus (white-toothed pygmy shrew)
Lineage: Eukaryota; Metazoa; Chordata; Mammalia; Eulipotyphla; Soricidae
Product: perilipin-2-like
Biological process (GO): positive regulation of triglyceride storage; lipid storage
Cellular component (GO): lipid droplet; cytosol
Source: RefSeq, a predicted model, not a curated record